AUGCUUCGGCAGUUGCCGUACCAGAACGUCGUAACCUUCUUCCCUCCGCCGGACGAUCUCCCGGUUGCAGCAGGCGUAGGCACUGUGGAGGGCUGUAUCGAGGAUGCCACGGGAAGGUCAAACAAGUCGUCCGCGAAAGCGGGCAGGGAGCAACCCAGGCAAUACCACAAAUCGUUGCUGGAGCUCAACUUCCUGUACUCUGGCAGAGAGACACGCAUGAACAGUGGGGCCAGCGGUCAAAUGCAUCACAGCACAGCGCGGCCUGGCAACCCAGAACACGUUUGGUACAACGGGUGCAGAAUACUACUGGACGCUGUAUUCCUUUUGGGUACCAUCCUACAAUGCCACGCAAAGCGUCCCAACAUAGUGUUCAUUUUGGGUGAUGAUUUGGGAUGGGGAGACGUCAGUUUCCAUGGAUCCACGCAAAUCCCGACCCCAAAUAUCGACGUCCUGGCGGGAGACGGUGUCAUUCUCAACAACUAUUACGUGCUGCCAUUGUGCACCCCAUCCAGAGCAGCACUCAUGACUGGGUUAUAUCCAAUUCGCAAUGGCAUGCAGUUGACCAGUAUCCAGGCUGCAGGACCGUGGGGUCUGCCGCUGGAAAAUAAGAUUUUACCGCAGCACUUCAAAGACUUGGGCUACGACGUGAACAUGAUCGGGAAAUGGCACUUGGGAUUCUUUAAAACGCCAUACGUGCCGAUCAAGCGGGGUUUCGACACUUUCUUUGGUUUUUACACCGGUUCCAACGAUUACUACAACCACACCUCGGGCAGUGACCACAUUGGACUCGACUUCAGAGAAAACGAGACGCCAGCAUUCAAUGAGACCGGACACUACAGCACACAUCUCUUCACCGACAGAUUCAUUACCGUAGUCGAAAACCGGAACAAAUCCAAGCCGUUUUUUUGCUACAUCAGUCAUCAGGCAGUGCACCAUGCGUUGAAUGCAGAGAUGUUCCAAGCUCCAGCACGCAACGUUCUCAAGUUUUCAUAUAUUGGAGAGCCAAACAGGACCAUUUACGCAGGAAUGCUAGACGCCCUCGACGAGUCCAUGGGAAGGGUUGUGGAGGCCCUAAGCAGCGCCGGCAUUCUUGAGGACACCAUCAUCGUCUUCAGUUCUGACAACGGCGGAAGUCCAUACGGACUGGAAUCCAAUCGGGGCUACAACUGGCCGCUGCGGGGAGCUAAGUUCACUCUUUGGGAAGGCAGUGUCCGAGUUCCGGCUUUCGUUUGGAAUCCAAAGCUCCUGAAGAAGUCCCGCGUCUCCAACCAGCUCAUGCACAUCAGCGACUGGCUUCCCACACUGUACACGGCAGCAGGCGGGAACGCGUCUGCUCUUGGCGGGAUCGACGGGGUCGACAUGUGGCAUUCGCUGACCCACGGCUCCGCGUCUAAACGAAAGGAAAUCCUUCUCAACAUUGAUUCAUUGUACAACAUUUCUGGACUGCGCUACAAACAGUACAAGCUCGUGGUGGGCGGAGGUUUUGACGGCGACUUGGACGACCACUACUAUUUUCCAGGCGGUACGCGCCCCACCAAUAACAUCGACCAGUUGAGGAACCAAUCAACGAUGGCACGGGUGCUCAAGGAGUUCUACGAGAAACAAGAUCGGUCUUGGUCGCCUCUGGCCUGGAGCAAGAACGUGGCCGUGGACUGUCGAAGAAAUAGGCUGACUGAGAACUUCGUACCGAUGCAGCCGCCGUACCUAUUCAACAUCGAGGAGGACCCCUGCGAGCUCAACAAUUUGGCAAAAACUAAGGGACAUACACUUCGUUUCCUGAUGAAAAAGUUGGAUGCCUACAACUCCACCGCGGUUCCACCUCUAUACCAGCAGGACGACCCCAGGGCAUACCCCGAGUACCACGGCGGCAUCUGGUCUCCAUGGCUAGAUUGA
Messenger RNA from Ixodes scapularis (black-legged tick), 1893 nucleotides. RefSeq names its product arylsulfatase B-like. NCBI's taxonomy places the organism in Eukaryota, Metazoa, Arthropoda, Arachnida, Ixodida, Ixodidae. Bases 1 to 1893 code for a protein of 630 amino acids. The record is from RefSeq and is a predicted model, not a curated record. The transcript is spliced from 10 exons.